This is a messenger RNA of Camelina sativa (false flax), 1515 nucleotides long. Its product is annotated as two-component response regulator ARR14. The record is from RefSeq and is a predicted model, not a curated record. NCBI's taxonomy places the organism in Eukaryota, Viridiplantae, Streptophyta, Magnoliopsida, Brassicales, Brassicaceae. Gene Ontology annotation, molecular function: DNA-binding transcription factor activity; DNA binding. Gene Ontology annotation, biological process: cytokinin-activated signaling pathway; phosphorelay signal transduction system.
AACAGUCGCUUUCGGAUGCCUCUCUCUUCAAACCAGUGGCUACUUACUCAACACUGUACCAACUUCAAUCAUUUCUUGCUUCUCCACAAUUUUUGUAUCUUUCUUCAUCCCCAAAUCCUGUUCUCACUUCUCUAGGGUUUUUAAAUUACUCACACGAAAGCUGAAUCAUUGAUCUGCAAUCAAAUGGCGAUCAAUGAUCAGUUUCCUAAUGGGUUAAGAAUUCUCGUUGUAGAUGAUGACACUUCCUGCUUGUUCAUUCUUGAGAAAAUGCUUCUCCGUCUCAUGUACCAAGUUACAAUUUGCUCACAAGCUGAUGUUGCGUUAACCAUUCUAAGAGAGAGGAAAGGCUGUUUCGAUUUGGUUCUAAGUGAUGUACAUAUGCCUGGUAUGAAUGGUUACAAACUUCUCCAACAAGUUGGUCUCGAAAUGGAUCUCCCUGUCAUCAUGAUGUCUGCUGAUGGAAGAACAACUACAGUCAUGACUGGAAUCAACCAUGGAGCUUGUGAUUAUCUAAUCAAACCAAUCCGUCCUGAAGAGCUUAAGAACAUUUGGCAGCAUGUUGUUAGAAGGAAAUGUGUAAUGAACAAGGAGUUUCGAAGUUCCCUAGCUAUAGAGGAUAACAACAAGAAGAACAGUGGCAGCGUCGAGACUGUUUUCUCCGCCAGUGAAUGCUCAGAGGGGAGUUUGAUGAAACGGAGGACGAAGAAGAAGAAGAGAAGUGUUGAUAGAGAAGAUAACGAAAAUGAUGAUCUUCUUGAUCCUGGGAACUCUAAGAAGUCACGCGUUGUUUGGUCUAUUGAAUUGCAUGAACAAUUCGUCAAUGCUGUAAACCAACUUGGAAUUGACAAAGCUGUACCAAAGCGGAUUCUAGAGUUGAUGAAUGUUCCUGGUUUGAACAGAGAAAACGUGGCUAGUCAUUUACAGAAGUUCCGAUUGUAUCUGAAGAGACUAAGUGGUGCGGCUUCGCAGAGUAAAGACACGGAGUGUAUCAAAAGAUAUGAAAACAUUCAAGCUUUGGUUUCCUCAGGACAAGUACAUCCACAGACAUUAGCUGCAUUGUUUGGUCAACCAAUAGACAAUCAUCUCUCUGCUAGUUUUGGUGUUUGGAUUCCUAAUGAUGAUCUUGGUAGAUCACAAACUCAAAACUUUGCGGUUGAUGUGUCGUCCGCUUCUAACCGUUCUGUUUCUGUCACUAAUCCGAUGGCGGUUCAUGAUCUAUCUUCCUCUGCAAAUUUCAGUCAGAAAGAUGAUGUUAACAACAACACAGACCACAGAAUCAGACAAGGUUAUGGAUCAAAUGUUAAUGAAGAAUCUUGGAUCUUGGAAAGAUCUUCAAGACAACGAUAUUGAGCAACAACAUUGUUGGGCAUAAUAAGAAGAGUAGGCUCGUGUUUGUUCUGAAACUUUUUCCUUCAAAUCUUCAGAAUGGGAAGAAAAGCUUGUAUCUGCAGCUUAGAACUUGUAUUGUAUUUGCUAGCUAGCUUUAAUGGGAAUAUAACCAUGUUUUAAUCUCUA